AUGUCUGUAGAUAAUUUGGAUUAUGAUUCUAUAUGGUGUGAUGAAACUGUGCGCGAUAUAUUAACCCGACAACAUCAGGAUUCUAUAUCUGUCCAGAAUAGUAUAGCUGACUUGAGGCAGAAUUUAAUGACAAAUCCAUGUCCAGCAGAGUUAAGAGGUCUUGUAUGGAAAAUACUUCUAGGUGUUUAUCAAACAUCCUGGGAAGAUUAUGCUGGUUUACUCAAAGAUGGCCCAACCACGCUUGCUGGUAAUAUAAAAAAUGAUACGUUUAGGACGUUCUCGACAGAUACAAAGUUUACUGGAAAUGUGACAGAAGAUAUGUUGAUUAGAAUGUUAAAUGCAUUUGUUAGGGUGAAUGAUGAAAACAAUUCUCGUGCUACCAUUGUUCGCAAUCAACUAAAUUUUCAUCGGAUAGAGAGUCUGACAUACGUUCAAGGUAUGAAUGUUUUGGCAGGACCUUUUUUGCUAGCCUUGUCUGAAGUGGAAGCAUUUUACAGCUUUUCCACUUUUAUCUUUAAAUGGUGCCCUCUUUAUGUUCAACCAACCAUGAGAGGCGUUCAUUGUGGGCUAAGGCUUUUAGAUAUAUGUUUGCGUGCAUUAGAUCCUACUUUGUAUGGAUAUUUACGUGGAAAAAACAUGUCUGCCAAUACAUAUGCCUUUGCAUCGGUUAUGACAUUUUCUGCUUGUACACCACCAUUAUCUGAGCUUUUGCAGUUAUGGGACUACAUGUUUGCUCGCGGCCGUCACAUGAAUAUUUUAUUUAUCAUUGCACAGCUUGCUUUGAUUCGUACCGAAUUACUCCAAAGCCCAAGCCCCAUUAAUUUAUUACGAGUUUUACCUCCGUUGCGGGCAAAGGCCAUUAUAAAUCUUACCAACUCAUUAUGUAAGAAUCUAUCCCCUGAAUUACAUGAUAAGCUGGCACGGCAUGCUUACGAUGAAGAGAUCUCGAAUGAGCUAGGAAUCCAAACCACUACGGAUUCAAAUUAUACCGAACAGGAUGAUACUACAACGGAUUUACCAGCCUUCAUGGUAGACGCCAUCGAUAAUGUGAUGAUACAGUAA
Messenger RNA from Mucor mucedo, 1062 nucleotides. Its product is annotated as putative mitotic exit network regulator. The coding region runs from base 1 to 1062 and encodes 353 amino acids. The record is from RefSeq and is a predicted model, not a curated record. The transcript has 5 exons. Gene Ontology annotation, biological process: activation of GTPase activity. Lineage: Eukaryota; Fungi; Mucoromycota; Mucoromycetes; Mucorales; Mucoraceae. Gene Ontology annotation, molecular function: GTPase activator activity.